CAUCAGCGGAGAGCCGACGACUCGAAAGCUUCCCUUGCAACUUGCUUGCCGGUGGUUGUAAAUUAUUCAAACUAGAAAAAUAAAGAAUUUUGAAACUAAAUAAUUUCAAAACAUUUUUGUCAAACGCCUCAUUGAUUUUGAGUGCAAGUUAAGCAACUUUUGUUGAAUUACUUUAUCAAUUAAACAAUUGGAGAAUGGCACUCGUUUGCGCAAUUUCCAAUCACGUCCCAGACACCGCCGUAAUUGCACCAACAUCUGGCACCGUCUUUGAGAAACGAUUAAUUGAAAAACUUCUGGCAGAGAAUGGAGGCAAGGACCCAAUAAAUGGAGAGCCCUUGGAUAUUGAUCAACUUAUAGAGAUUAAAGCUCCUGCAUUCGUUAAACCCAAACCUCCUAGUUGCACAAGCAUCCCUGCUAUUCUUAAAAUUCUUCAGGAUGAAUGGGACGCAAUGGCACUUCACAGCUUUACGUUGAGCGACCAACUGAACAUUGCUAGAAAAGAGUUGUCCCUUGCCUUGUAUGAACGUGAGGCCGCGUGCAGAGUUAUUGCUCGCCUGACAGAUGAGGUGGCGGAAGCUCGUGGGGCCCUUGCGACCCUUAAACCUCAAACCCAGGCGUAUGUUGCAACGGGUGGACAAGCAGGAGCGUUUGAAGCAGCAGGAGGACAAACAGUGGCGAUCGGCAUCAGUGCUGAAAUUCAUCAGAAACUACAGGAUACUGCAGCUGUUCUCACACAAGAAAGGAAAAGAAAGGGCAAAGCAAUUCCUCAAAAUCUAGCAUCAGCAGAAGCCAUUAAAGAAUAUCAAGUCAUUGCAUCUCAUACUGGACUACAUAGUGCCAGUAGCCCAGGGAUUCUGUGUUUGGAUAUCCAAGGAAGUACUGUGGUCACGGGAGGAAAUGAUAAAAUUGUUACCGUAUUCAAUAAAGAAAGCGAACAAGUUGUUGCCUCCAUGAAAGGACAUUCAAAGAAAGUUAUUUCUGUUCUUUGUCAUCAAGACGAGACUUCUGUGUUGAGUGGUUCCCUGGAUUGCACGAUUCGCUUGUGGGAUGCACAAUCAUCUCAACUCCGUCAAGUGAUCCGUGCCCAUGAUGGAGCUAUUACUGGACUUUCUCUGCAUGCUACAGGGGAUUACAUACUCUCAUCCUCAAUGGAUCAGUACUGGGCAUUUUCAGAUUUUCGAACUGGAUCUGUUCUGGCUAAAGUGAUAGGAGACGAGGAAAGUCCGUUGUUUGCUGCAAAAUUCCAUCCUGAUGGUUUGAUCUGUGCGAUUGGAACUUUGAAAUCCGUCGUAAGAAUUUGGGACUUGAAGGAACAGUCAAAUGUUGCAAAUUUCCCUGGACAUAAUGGGAGAAUUAUUUCAAUUGCAUUUUCUGAAAACGGAUAUUACUUGGCCACUGCUGCAGAAGAUGCAUGUGUCAAAUUGUGGGAUCUGCGAAAACUCAAAAACUUUAAAACCAUCGAAAUGGCUGAUAACUACUCUAUCACUGAUUUAGCCUUUGAUCAAACUGGUACCUAUUUGGCAGUGAGUGGCUCGGAUGUCAGAGUCUAUGGUUGCAAGUUGUGGAAUGAAAUUGCUGUGUAUAACGAUCACACUGGUACUGCUACUGGUGUUCGAUUUGGACAAAAUGCAUCAUUUAUUGCGUCAACUUCUUUGGAUCGCUCCCUGAAAAUUUAUGGAGAACAGCAGUAGGUUGUAAAACAAAGUAGUUAUAUCUAUAUAUGUAUAUAUAUUUCGUUAUAAUACAAUUUAAGACAGGACUAUUACGUAAUUAGACUUUUACUUUACCAGCUACUAUUCGUUUGAAAUACUUUUUGUAUACAUUCUCGUUGCUGUAAUUUAUUAAUUAAUCAAUUAAACAAUACUUGAUCACUUCUUAAUCCUGGAUUAAAUAAUUUUAAAUGUCAUA
Molecule: messenger RNA, 1908 nt
Organism: Folsomia candida
Lineage: Eukaryota; Metazoa; Arthropoda; Collembola; Entomobryomorpha; Isotomidae
Gene: Prp19
Product: pre-mRNA-processing factor 19
Exons: 9
Coding region: 195-1691 (498 amino acids)
Biological process (GO): protein ubiquitination; DNA repair; mRNA splicing, via spliceosome
Cellular component (GO): cytoplasm; U2-type catalytic step 1 spliceosome; Prp19 complex
Molecular function (GO): ubiquitin protein ligase activity; protein binding
Source: RefSeq, a predicted model, not a curated record